AUGUGCUCCUGUUACAAUUAUCCAAAAUCCCAGCUAAAAUGGAGUGUAAGAGAGGAGACAGAAAUAGUUCGUCUGCUCUCUUCUAAUGUCCAAAGCUAGCCGAAGCGUGGAGCUCAUAUGUAUGUAACGUGGCUUGUGCAUGUGUCCGGUAUUCCCUCCCUUAUGCUGCUUGCGUCUCAAUCUGGCGUCAUUGCUUUUGACACAUCUCUUUCUCUUCAGUUCCCACCGUUUCAUUAAUUGUGCUACGUGAAGGUUAGGUACUGUUUACUUGUCAAAUCCGUAGCGUCGGGGGAGAAACGUAGACGAAACAUGAGAGAAAUCUGAAGAAGAGCGACCAGACGCUUUCGCGGAAAUCAUGUUUUUCCCCGUAGGAUGGCCGCGAGUUCUAAAUUCCAGCGAAUCCAACAAAAUAAACGCUGUAGUGUGUAACAGAGACAAAAUUCUCUUUGCCGUUCUUACCACGGAUGCUCUCACCAUCUGGUAUUGCAAGCCUUGUGUGCCAAUUGUAUUUAGCAGAAGAUCUUCAGUUUCUCUGCGAAAGCAUGGAGAGAAUGUUUUGGUUCAAUGGAGACCAGAUUCAAGUAUGCUGGUUAUUGCAACAUCGGAUAGCUAUCUGUUGUUCUAUCGGCUCUCGGACAAUAGUCCAGAGGGCCGGGGACUCUAUGAGCAACGAGAUUCUCCAGUCACUAGCCUGAAACGAGAUAGCGCAGAAUUAUUCAUUAAAGAAGUUAUUCCAUCUCUUAUCUUAAAUUUCGAGAAGUCUGCUUGGAUUGAUGGUGGAAUUAGUUCGUUAGUUUGUAUAAGAGACGAACUCAUGGUAGCAACCAAAACUAGCCAUGUCGUACGCCACAAGUGGGACGGCACCAUGAACCGCGACUAUUCUUUGGACUUGAGACGUAUACCGUUCAGUAGUGAUCAACAAAUCUCUACUGUAGCUGUACCACUCACGGAGAACAAUAUCUAUGUCACUGAUAUCGAAUAUUCGCCUCUCGUUGGAGGUUUUGCUAUUGUGCUUAGCAAUGGCAAAGCCGCAUUUCUUACUGCUCAAUCUUUGAAGUUUGAUCCCAAUCAAGUGCAAGGCAUCUGGGCUCGAGAUUUGGAUGAUGCCACUUGUGCCGCUGUUAAUCACAAAUACCGGCUAAUUGCCAUUGGUAGACAAAACUCGGAAGGUAUUGUUUAUUAUGUCGACGAGACAACAGGAGGUUUAGAGAUGUCACACACUCUGAGUCUAUCCUCCAAGGAUUACCCAGGUCGACCAGGCAGCGUCAAGUGUCUUAGAUGGACGCCGGACAGCUGUGCUAUCGCUCUGGCUUGGGAAGGUGGCGGCUUAGCAUUGUGGAGUACUUUUGGCGCUCUCUUGCUCUGCAGUUUAAAAUGGGACUACGGCCUACGAGUGGAUCUGACGCAUGACAAUCCUCUGUUCAUUCAUACGAUGGAAUGGUCAGCAGAGGGUUAUCAGUUGUGGAUGUUACGCGAAUCUCCAGGACCUUCGGUUACCGAGGAAAACGGCAACGAAAUGUCCAAUUUAAGUCGUUCUCUUAUUCAGUUGGAUUUCGCUAAAAGCCCUCUGACCAUUAAUCCAUGCAUGGGCCAUCACGGGCAUCUGUAUCUUCAAGGCGAGGAUAGACUGUAUUUGAAUCUAGGCGCUGGAUUAUCCUCGACGGCUUCUGGUUUUCAUCUUGCCGCUGAAAUGCCUAACGACAGCAUGCUUCAGACACUCGCCGGCUGCAAGCAGUGGCUCGUCGUGCCCAUUCCGUCUGCGUACAGCGGUUCCAAUUGGCCAAUUCGGUAUACUGCAAUAGACAGCGAAGGUUUGAGUCUUGCGGUAGCUGGUCGAACGGGACUGGCGCAUUAUUCUCUACCGUCGAGAAAAUGGAAGCUGUUCGGCAAUGAGAGUCAGGAGCGGGACUUCAUAGUGACUGGUGGACUACUGUGGCACAAAGGAUAUCUUAUAGCCAGCAGUUAUUCCAUUUUGGACGAUAAAGACGAAAUUAGGAUUUAUCCACGUGACUCCCGACUCGAUAACAAUUAUGUUAGGAGCGUUAAGAUGCCCUCGCAAGUAUUAUUAUUGAAUACGAUGAAGGACAGACUCUUGACGUUUUGUGCCAAUGCUCAGAUUAGUAUUUACGAUAUGGUAUUGCAAAAUGACGUUGAAGCUGGUGGUAUCGAGCUGACGAGAAUACAAACGGUGGACAUCAGCGGACUGUGCAUACAUCCCGCUUGCGUGGUUAGCGCCACAUUAACUACGAUUCGCGCGGAGACCGCCGGUAGUCAUCCUCAUCCCGAAAGUCUUUUGCUAAACGUCUCCGGACGUCUCCUCAUGGUGCAACGCGAACAUUGCUCCGACAAUUCGGAAGUCCUGUUUACGUGCGGCGCGCCGACGGUGUUGGCGUCCUACGUCGAGAACGUAUGGGUGCCGUCGCGCUCGAGGAGAGACAAGCCUCACUUAACCGAGGCUUUGUGGCUGUUCUGCGGCGCACAUGGCAUGCGGGUUUGGCUGCCGCUAUUCCGUAACCAUCAGGAAAAGGCGCACGCCUUUAUGAGCAAACGAAUAAUGCUGCCUUUUCACUUGCGCAUCUAUCCAUUGGCGAUACUCUUCGAAGACGCGAUUCUACUCGGAGCCGAAAACGACACUGUGCUAUUCACAUCGGAUACUAACUCGCCAUUUUCACUGCCUUUCAAUUUAUUGGAGCUGACGAGCCAAGUGUAUCUGCAUCAGAUCCUGCGCCAAUUGAUACAUCGAAACUUGGGCUAUCACGCGUGGGAAAUAGCGCGCUCCUGUUCCGCAUUGCCGUAUUUUCCGCACUCGUUGGAGCUGUUGCUCCACGAGGUCCUCGAGGAGGAAGCGACAAGUAAGGAUCCUAUUCCGGAUGCUCAGUUGCCGUCCGUCGUGGAGUUCAUCCGCGAGUUUCCCGGCGUUUGGGCCAGAGCUGUUGUACAAUGCGCCCGCAAAACCGAAAUCGCCCUUUGGCCGUAUCUGUUUUCCGUCGCCGGUCCGCCGAAGAAGCUACUGCAGGAUUGCUUGCAGCGUCAGCAGCUCGAUACCGCCGCCAGCUACUUGAUCAUUCUACAAAAUUUAGAACCAUCCUCCGUCAGCAGGCAGCAUGCCACGUUACUGUUGGACGCUGCUUUAGAGCAAGGUAGAUGGGAACUGUCGAGAGAUCUUGUGAGAUUUCUCAGAGCAAUCGAUCCAAAUGACGUGGAGUCGCCGCGUACAUCGUGGGGCGGUAGUUCGAAAUUGGGUGGGGUGAACCCACCGCAGACACCUCCUCUUUCUCCGCAUGAGGACGAUCUCUCCUUGGUCUUGGGCACUAUGCAAGUUUCUCGAAGCCGCAGUUACAGCACUACGGUCACGCCCAAAGUGCAAUCUGAAAAAGACACCGCGCCGUCCUCUAUGCUCGAGAAAACCCGGAAUGUUGUCAUGAGGCGCAAGAAAUCCGUUCCUACGGUGAAAACUGCUGAAAAGACUGAGAACAAGGAAGGAUCGGCGGAGGAGUUCUUCAUUGAUGUUAUUUUGCAACGUCACGCGCGGCGGCUGCUUUCAGCCCGCCGUUUGACCGAUUUGGGGCGAUUCGCGGCCCGUCUUGACUUCCACUUAGUGACAUGGUUCGGUCGAGAGCGUGACAGAGCUGCAAAAAUCGAUGACUAUGUUGCAACUUUGAAAGCGGUCCACGAGGACUUCGCGUUUCCAUACCCGACACUUUCGCUGCCGACGCUGCAGAAAUUUCGGAGAUCCAGCCUUACCUCUCUACAUUCUGUAAUGUCCGAUGACGAGACCUUGUCUCCGAACUUGGCUAUUGAUCUACCUGAUAGCGGAUACACUAGUCUUCCAAGUGGUAGGCCACCGUAUACAUCGUUGGUCUCACCCGUCGCCAGCUUAGAGACGCAGUUUCCUACUGCGGAAGCCAAAUUAACACCGAAUUUGAUAAAUGAUGCCAACAGUGUUCUUAGUGAUACUAGUACGAUUUGGAGGGAUGAUGCAGAGUCCAUUGUGUGUUGGGUCUCGCCGGAAUCGGUGGGACCUACAGAAGUCAAUCCGGUCUCCGCACCAAUCGGUCGAGCAGAAGUGCAGCUUAGGUAUUUAUUGCAGCUAUUUCUUGAAGGCAGUUGUCUAGGAUGGGCUGCAGUAGUGGCUACUGUCCUUCGAGACGCAGCGGCCAUGGCUAGAACCGUUAGAACAGCUCACGCCCCGAUGCAAACUUUCGACUCUAUAAUUAAUCUAAGAGAUGGAUUGCUCACAUUAACCAAAUGGUCUCAUUCAGAAUGCUUAGGAUAUCGUCCCUUCAUGUCCAAUAUACAAGGGCAAAUAUCGCUCUUGAAUAGACUCGUGAUAACUAAGCAGCAGGAACAGGAGCAGAUACCGGAGAGUCCUUCGCCGAGCCCGGCACCAUCCGCUGGCAGCAAUCAGCGCGGUACUCUCUCCCGAUCGAGGCAUUCGUCGAUCAGUCACGCUUCCAAUACAGCUCCGCUCGAAGAGGAACGCUCGCACGAGUGUUCAUCCUUGACCGUCGAGGAAUCGGUAUUCCACGGAAGUUACAAUAAUAAUCUCAAUGUCGCGGAAGAAAUCAUUCCGUCACAAAAUACUUGCGUGAUCUCUUAAAGAUGCCUUACGAGGCACAAAAAGCUAUGGCUGUCCAUUUUGCUGUGGAUUUUACAUACCAAAAGAAUUCUUUUCACGUAAGUCUCCGCCGUCUAAGUUUUACAUACACAAGAGAUCUUACUCAUUAACAUUUCAAACAUAAAAAUUCCACAAUUAUUGUUUUAAAGAGAUUCUCUCUGUUCUAAUAUUGAUAUAUUGAUACUCUGAAAGAUAUAAAUAUAUAUAAAUAUUAUUGUAGUAAUCAUUAAGGAUGAUUUUGUAAGGCAAUACUGUUGUGCAAGUUGAUACCGAUAGUUCCCGUUUAAUAUAAGUUAUUUCAGAAAUUCUCGUAGCUCAAAAGAAUCCCGAAAAUUUGUAAAUAAGGCUUGGAAGGCGUUUUUUAUUGAUUUUACAUCGCAAAUUUUGAAUUGUACAGGGUGAAACGUGUAAAAAUUGACUCACGUGUAUACAAAUAGACAUGAUAUUGUUAAAAUAUACAUUGCGUCGCGGAAGAUGGAAUUUAGAGAUGUGCAAGGUCGCGGUUCUAAAAUGAUUUUACUACUGCGUAUAAAAGUACGUGCACGAAAUGCACACUGGCUCAUUUAUUAAUUGUGGGCAAUAGUAAAUAGCAAUAUAAAGAGGCCAAUGGAACAGUGAUUCAGAAAUAUUAAAUCAAAAUCGACGCAUCAAGAGGUCUGAUAUUAUAUAAUAAUAAUUAUGUAAUACACAAUGCG
This is a messenger RNA of Linepithema humile (Argentine ant), 5313 nucleotides long. NCBI's taxonomy places the organism in Eukaryota, Metazoa, Arthropoda, Insecta, Hymenoptera, Formicidae. The record is from RefSeq and is a predicted model, not a curated record.